Molecule: messenger RNA, 1410 nt
Organism: Serpula lacrymans var. lacrymans S7.9
Lineage: Eukaryota; Fungi; Basidiomycota; Agaricomycetes; Boletales; Serpulaceae
Exons: 14
Coding region: 1-1410 (469 amino acids)
Biological process (GO): transmembrane transport
Cellular component (GO): membrane
Molecular function (GO): transmembrane transporter activity
Source: RefSeq, a predicted model, not a curated record
AUGUCUGUCGAAGGAAAGCCAGCGUUGGCUGAUGAAAAGGAGCAGCAAGGAGUCGUAGAUCCCGCACAAACCUACCAUUCCACCUUCAUCCAGUCUGAAGACGAAAAAAAGCUCAUUUGGAUAGAACGAAUUAAUGCACGUCUUCAAGGGUUACCCCAGGAUGCCCUCGGAGGUGACCCGACUGGUGUGCUGUUCGCCUGGGUGAAUUCGGUUUUCUUCUUCUCCUACAUCAUUUUUCAAGUACCUGCGACGGUCAUUUCCAAGCUUUAUCCUCCGUCUUACUGGAUGGCUGGUGCAGCGAUUGGAUGGGGAUUGUGCUCGACUUUGAUGGCUGCUGGGUUCGAUUACGGCGGGCUCGUGACCGCGAGAGUCGGCUUGGGAGUCUUCGAAGCUGCUUUCGGUCCGGCCAUCCCUCUCUACUUCUCCUUUUUUUAUACAAAGGCUGAGAUGGGUCUACGGAUGGCAUAUUGGUUUGGGUUUGCAGCUGUAGCAGGUGCAUUCGGAGGCCUAGUAGCAUUUGGUGUCCAGCAUGCCCAUUCAUCCGUUCAAAACUGGAGGCUUCUUUUCAUCAUUGAGGGCAUACCCGCUAUCAUAUUGGGAAUCGUUUGUCUCUUCUUUCUUCCCAAUCGUCCUGAAUCUACUGGAUUUUUCACCGAAAGUGAGCGAGAGCUUGCAGUCGAAAGGAUGAACAGAAGUACAAGUGGUGAUGUCGGUGCUGUAAUUAAUAAAAAACACGUCACUGCUGGACUCUUGGAUUGGAGGGUUCACGUUGGGGGUGUCAUAUAUUUCGGCGUCAAUAACGCCCUGGCAUCGUUAGCCGCCUUUUUACCAACAAUUAUCCAAACUUUUGGUUACACAAAUGCUAUUGCACAGCUACUUACAGUGCCACCUUACGCCGUGGCUGCCGUGGUGUUGACGUUGACUUCGUAUACCUCUGACAGGAUACAAAAUAGGGGAUUGUUUGUCGCAGCUUCAUGUGCUGUUGGUGCUAUUGGGUACCUGCUCCUUCUUACCGUACCCUACAACGUCCACGUUCGGUACUUUGCCGUAUUUUGCAUCACGAGUGGGACCUACACUGCUAUUGGUGUGAUAAUCGCAUGGUACGCGCAUAACCUCGGUUCUGAGACGAAAAAGGCAACUGGAAUACCGAUGUUUAUGGCUAUCGGACAGUGUGGUAGUAUCCUCGGGUCUCAUAUCUUCCCUACGACCGAUGGUCCGAGAUACAUCACUGGCUUCGCCGUUUCGUGUGGCCUCGAGUUCUUCGCCAUGUUAUGUGCUCUGAUUCUUUAUUUCUCGUACAAAUGGGACAAUCACUGCAGAGACAAAUUGUACGGUGUCCCAGAGGAAGACGCUCGUGUCGAUACAUCGGACCUUGCUGAUAAAGCACCAGCAUUCCGCUAUAUACCCUGA